This is a messenger RNA of Penicillium atrosanguineum, 1620 nucleotides long. RefSeq names its product high affinity methionine permease. Gene Ontology annotation, cellular component: membrane. The transcript has 6 exons. Gene Ontology annotation, biological process: amino acid transmembrane transport. NCBI's taxonomy places the organism in Eukaryota, Fungi, Ascomycota, Eurotiomycetes, Eurotiales, Aspergillaceae. The coding region runs from base 1 to 1620 and encodes 539 amino acids. The record is from RefSeq and is a predicted model, not a curated record. Gene Ontology annotation, molecular function: L-amino acid transmembrane transporter activity.
AUGACCGACUCGGGGUCUUCCCUCGAAGAUGGCACCCAAAAGACUCCCGUGCCGGAGACGAAGAAUACUUCUGAAAAUGACGCAAAACCUGCCGAUGGAAUCACUGGACUAUACGAGGGAAAUGUGUUUGACGCAUCGCCGGAUAGUCGCCGCCAGAUCGGGGUGAUCAGCGCUUCCAUGCUGAUCUUCAAUCGUGUUGUUGGAACUGGCAUUUUUGCGACACCGAGUACUAUCUUGCAGUUGUCAGGCAGUGUCGGGUUAUCUCUGUUCUUGUGGGUAAUUGGGACUGCCAUCGCAAUGGCCGGUACAGCGGUUUACCUUGAAUGGGGGACUGCCAUUCCCAAGAACGGAGGCGAAAAAAACUAUCUCGAAUAUGUCUUCAAGAAACCCAAACUCCUAGCCACGGCCAUGUUUGCCGCCUACGCCUUCCUACUAGGCUGGGCUGCCAGCAACAGCGUCGUCUUUGGUGAGUAUAUUCUCAAUGCAGCUGAGAUCGAGCCUGGUCGAUGGAAUCAACGAGGCAUUGGCCUUGCAUGUCUCACUACUGCAUUCCUCAUCCAUGCGACUGCUCUCAAAUGGGGUCUUCGUCUUUCGAAUUUCCUGGGUGUCAUUAAGUUGAUCAUCAUGUUGCUCAUUAUUGUUACCGGCUGGGUCGCGCUGGCUGGCCAUACCAAGAUCAAAACACCGCAUAACUUUACCAACGCUUUUGAAGGUACAAAGGGGAGUGGUUACAACAUUGUCAUGGCACUGUACAAUGUGAUCUGGUCGUUCAUCGGCUAUUCCAAUGCCAACUACGUUUUGAGUGAGACGAAGAAUCCAGUUCGCACGCUGAAGAUUGCGGCGCCGGUGGCUAUCGGCUUAGUGGGAAUUCUGUACAUGCUGGUCAAUAUUGCCUACUUCGCGGCCGUACCCAAAGAGCAGAUCCUGAACUCUGGUACUGUUGUUGCCGCUAACUUCUUUGGAAAUAUGUUUGGCAAAAAGGCCGAGAGAGUGAUGUCGGUCUUUGUAGCCCUGUCCGCCUUUGGUAAUGUUUUGUCUGUUCUUUUUUCGCAAGGUCGAAUUGUUCAGGAACUGGGUCGUGAAGGUGUCCUGCCCUUCUCCAAGCUUUGGGCUAGCAAUUGGCCCUUCCACUCUCCGGCUGCAGGACUGUUUGAGCACUAUCUCGUAUCGGCCGUUAUUAUGCUCGCACCACCUCCUGGUGACGCCUAUAACUUCUUGCUCAAGUAUUCUCAUCUCCUACCCUCUCUCAAUUAUCAACGUCUUUGUCUCCGGUGGUCUCAUUUAUAUCUACGUCUCCAAAAAGAGAAAUUCCCAGACUGGGCUCCUGGAAUACGCGCAACACUCCCAGUCGUCGUUUUCUUCUUCUUGUCGAAUAUUUAUCUGGUUAUUGCGCCGUACAUUCCACCCUCGGCUGACCAGAGCGUCUACAAAGAGCUGCCUUACUAUCUUCAUUGUGUGGUCGCACUGGGCGUUUUCGCUCUUGGCGCCCUUUAUUAUCUUCUUUGGGCGGUCGUGCUGCCUCGGCUGGGUGGAUAUGUCCUGGUUAAGGAGUCCGUCGUGGACAAGGACGGGUGGUCGCGCAGUGUGUUGACACGAAUGCCAGUCUCUGGGAGGCCCUAG